Molecule: messenger RNA, 5956 nt
Organism: Rana temporaria (common frog)
Lineage: Eukaryota; Metazoa; Chordata; Amphibia; Anura; Ranidae
Product: multidrug resistance-associated protein 5-like
Exons: 30
Coding region: 193-4506 (1437 amino acids)
Biological process (GO): transmembrane transport
Cellular component (GO): membrane
Molecular function (GO): ABC-type transporter activity; ATP hydrolysis activity; ATP binding
Source: RefSeq, a predicted model, not a curated record
GUGCAGGGAGCAGUGGGUGAGUUCUCCAAUUCUAGCUGUCAAAAGUUGGUUACAAAGUCACACAAUAUUCCUAAGCCCGUCACGGUGCUGUCACAGCCUUUGUAAUGUGCCUGGCACAGCACUAUAAUUUUGGAUUCUCAACAGUAACUACCCAGCAGCUCUUUCUUGGGGCAGCUUGAUGACACUGACACCAUGAGCUGCUACAAAGACACCAUGGACAGCACUGACAAGCCUUGCUUUGCAGAGAAAUACCAGCACAGCCUGCCACUACUUAAACCCUUUCGCACUACCAAAAGACAUCGUCAUCCUAUAGAUAAUGCUGGUUGCUUUUCCUUUAUGACUUUAAACUGGAUUACAUCACUUGCAAGGAAGGCUUACCGGCUCUCUGAACUUAAUAUCAAUGAUCUCUGGGAUCUUCCUCCUCAAGAUUCAGCAGAACAGAACUGCCAAAGGUUACAUCGUCUUUGGGAAGCAGAGCUGGAGAAAUGUGGGGAAAAAAAAGCAUCCCUGCGAAAGGUGUUAUGGCGGUUUUGUCAAACAAGAUCCCUGUUGGCUUUGUUGUGCCUGAUUGUCACAAUGGCAGCAAACUUUAUUGGCCCUGCAAUCUUCAUCAGAGCACUACUUGAGUACUCGGAGGCAUUGGAAUCCAAUCUUCUUUAUGGGUUGCUUCUUUCCUUUGGCAUUUUUGCUGCAGAGCUCGUAAGGUCUUGGUCUUUUGCAAUGAGCUGGGCAAUGAACUACAGAACUGGAAUUCGACUGAAGGGAGCAGUUUUAGCCUUGGCUUUUCGAAAGAUCCUGAGACUCAAAGAAACAAAGGAUGUAUCAACUGGAGAGCUUAUUAAUAUGUGCUCUAGUGAUGGUCAUCGACUUUAUGAAGCAGCCUCCAUAGGCUGUAUGUUAGCUGCUGGUCCUUUCAUUGCUCUCAUGGGACUUCUAUACACUGCAAUGUUCCUUGGACCAACAGCAUUGAUAGGUUCUGCUGCAUUCAUUGUGUUUUAUCCAUUAAUGAUGCUGGCCUCAAAAUUGACUGCUUACUUUAGGAAAAAGGGUAUCAGAAUCACAGAUCGGAGAGUGAGAGCUAUGAAUGAAAUUUUAACCUGCAUUCGCUUUAUUAAGAUGUAUGCAUGGGAAAACACUUUUAUGCGUAAUAUUCAAGCUAUCAGAAAUGCAGAGAAAUCCUUUCUGGAGAAGGCGGGCUAUGUGCAGAGUGUCACCUCAGGAAUAGCGCCAGUGGUGGUUGUGGUUGCUAGUGUCUGCACAUUUUCAUUACAUAUGGCUCUUGGAUAUGAUCUGACAGCACCACAGGCAUUUACUGUCGUAACUGUGUUCAACUCAAUGACCUCUGCACUCAAAAUGAUUCCAUUGGCUGUAAGAGCUGCUUCUGAAGCUUCAGUUUCCAUCUCCAGAUUUCAGAAGCUGCUCCUGAUGGAGGAAAGAGCAAUGAAGAGCAGUGAAAAAAUGAAUUCAGAUUUCAUUAUUGAGUACCAAGGUGCUUACCUGGCAUGGAAUUCAGCAAUUCUUAUUUCAGUGGAAAAGUGUGAGGACCGGCAAAAGUAUGCAUUGAAGGAUAAUGCCAGGGAGAAGAAAUUAAUUCAGCAGUAUGAAACGUGUGUUCAAAAGGAUCCAUGCUUGGCAAAUGGCAAUUCAAAAUCAAAGCCAACCGCUAAUGAUUUCAAUUUAUCAGUAAUGGCUGGUUCACCUGUGCUUCUUAAUAUUAAUUUCACCCUACAAAGAGGUAAACUUGUUGGAGUUUGCGGAAGUGUUGGCUGUGGUAAAAGUUCCUUAAUAUUAUCCAUACUAGGUCAGAUGACCUUACUAGAGGGAACAGCAUCGGUGAGUGGUCGCAUCGCCUAUGCAGCCCAGCAAGCCUGGAUAUUUAAUGCAUCCCUGCGAGAGAAUAUAUUGUUUGGGGAAGACUAUGAAGAAGAAAAGUACAAAAAGACUUUGGAAGCUUGUUGUCUCUACCCUGACAUUGAAUCUCUACCCACUGGAGACUUAACUGAGAUAGGUGAACGUGGUGUUAACCUGAGUGGAGGACAGCGACAACGAAUCAGCUUGGCACGAUGCCUUUAUAGUUCAAGCAGUGUCGUUCUUCUGGAUGAUCCUCUCAGUGCUGUUGAUGUGUAUGUGGGAGGAGAAUUAUUUAACAAAGCAAUUAAGAAUGGAAUGCAGAACAGGAGUGUCUUAUUGGUCACGCAUCAGUUGCAGUACCUGACUGAGUGCAAUGAGAUUUUAUUCAUGAAAGAUGGAUAUAUUUCAGAGCAAGGAACUCAUGAAGAUCUAAUGAAACACAAGGGUGAUUAUGCUGUUUUAUUUGAGAAUAUGCAGCAAUCAAAUGUAAUUAAGAGCAAUGUGCAUUGUUCUAUAGAAAAGCCGGAUAACAAUAUACAAAGAAAUUUAGAUACAGAUUUGAAGAAUAAUGUGGAGGCCAUAGACCAUGCAGAAAUAAGACUUCUGAAGAUGGAUGCAGUUGGGAAUAGACUCCACAGUGGAGAUGAAGCAGAAAAACUACAUAAUAAUGUCAUCACUGUAGAGGGGACAGGCACUAACGUUUUUGACCACUCAGGUCAAGAGAGGUCUUCAGGUCUUUUCAAGGGAGAUAAAAAUGUUAAAGAAAAUAAUGAUACAAAAGAAGUAAACUUAACUGACCAACAUAACAAUGAAGAGGAGAACCAGGGCCUUAUGCAGGCAGAAGAGAAAGGUGAUGGUUCUGUGCCUUGGGCAGUUUAUGGAGUGUACCUCAAGGCAGCUGGAGGAGUGUUGGUAGUCACCAUCAAUGCCAUUCUCUUUGUAUUAACCACAGGAAGCGCAGCUUUCAGUAACUGGUGGCUGAGUUAUUGGAUUAGACAAGGCAAUGGGAACAUUACAGUUACUACACACAACAUAACACUGUCCAGGGGCAGCAUGAAGGACAACCCUGACCUGCACUUCUAUAUUUACAUCUAUGCUCUGUCUAUGGUGGCUGUUCUCUUGCUGAGAUUUCUCAGAGGAUAUGUCUUUGUAAAGAGUUCACUGAAAGCUUCAACAAAACUCCAUGAUCUUUUGUUUCAAAAAGUCCUCUGUAGCCCCGUGAAGCUGUUUGAUACAACUCCCCUUGGUCGUAUCCUAAACCGUUUCACCAGGGAUGUGGAUGAAGUUGAUGUACGACUUCCAAACCAAAUGGAACAGCUUAUUCAGAAUAUGAUCCUUGUUUUCUUCUGCCUUGGUAUAAUCAGCUCAGUAUUUCCAUUCUUUAUCUUAUCUGUGGUGCCUUUAAGUGUGAUCUUCUAUUUGGUAAACCGGGCUUCAAGAGUCCUGAUUCGUGAACUGAAACGUUUGGAUAAUAUAAGCCAGUCCCCAUUUAUAUCUCAUGUUACAUCAACACUACAAGGAAUAACAACUAUUCAAGCCUUUAGUAAAUCAAGUGACUGCAUUCUUAAGUAUCAGAAACUACUAGAUGUGAACCAAUCUCCAUACUUUCUCUUCAGCUGUGCUAUGCGAUGGCUGGCAGUACGCCUUGAUCUAAUCAGCCUUGCUGUCAUUACUGUGACUGCAGUUUGUGUGGUGUUCAUGCAUGGAAAGAUAGCUCCAGCUUAUGCAGGCCUAGCUAUGUCAUACGCCGUACAGCUCACAGGGCUCUUCCAAUUUACUGUUCGUUUAGUGACAGAAACAGAAGCCAGAUUUACUUCAGUUGAAAGAAUGAAUUACUAUAUUGAGAAUCUGGAGUCAGAAGAAACUUGUCCUGAACCAGUAAAAUCACCACUCACAGAAUGGCCUGAAGAAGGGGCAAUAACAUUUGAGAAUGUUGAAAUGCGUUAUCGUGACAACCUACCAUUAGUGUUGAAGAAAAUAUCAUUCAGUAUUAAACCACAAGAAAAGAUAGGAAUAGUUGGUAGAACAGGAUCAGGCAAAUCAUCCUUGGCAAUGACACUCUUCAGACUUGUUGAACUGUCUGGAGGUUCAAUCACUAUUGAUAGCAUCUGCAUUCAUUCGAUUAGACUGGAGGACCUGAGAAGAAAGCUUUCUAUCAUUCCACAAGAACCUGUUUUGUUUGUUGGAAGCAUCAGGUUGAAUUUGGAUCCAAUGAAUCAGUACACAGACGAAGAAUUGUGGAAAGCUUUAGAAAAAACCCACAUGAAACAACAAGUAGCUCAGCUACAAGGACAGCUACAUUUCCAAGUAGCAGAAAAUGGCAAUAACUUCUCAGUCGGUGAGCGACAACUGUUGUGCAUGGCACGGGCUUUACUUAGGAACAGUAAGAUAUUACUGUUAGAUGAAGCUACAGCAGCAAUUGAUAAUGAAACAGAUGUGCUGAUUCAAAAAACGAUUAACGAUGCAUUUUGUAAAUGCACUGUGCUCAUUAUAGCACAUCGACUUAAUACGGUGUUCCAUUGUGACAGGAUCAUGGUGAUGGCCCAUGGAGAAAUUGUGGAGUUUGACAAACCAUCAGUCCUUCUAUCUAAUAAACAAUCUGCAUUUCAUGCCAUGGCAGUUGCGGCAGAAAGAACAGUUUUUCCUGCAUUUUGAUAAAUCCAAACUGAGGAAAGAACUGUAUGUUGAAUAAAGAAGAAUGAAACCUCCAAUACGUAGGCCUCAAUAAAGAGUAAAGUGCCCUCUUGGCUUUACUUAGUCCUAUGCAAGCAAUACAUGGGCCUACAACUACAGCAAUGGAAAUGCGUGCAAUAGGAAGACACUGAUGUAGAACUUAGCAGAACACGGCCUCACACAUCUAGAAUCUUAAGGUUCCUAUAGGCAUUAGAUGAUGGUUGGACAUGCUGGCAUGAUCCAACCAUCUAAAGGUCUUUUGGUGUAAAAGCUCUUUCCAUAAACAUGCAUGUUGGAAUCUGUAAAGCAUGCACCUUUGAAUGCAUAAAGUUAGUAUUUUUAAUUUCAUAUAAGAACCAAUGCAGUGCCAAAAAUUUUAAGACAGCAUAUAUUUAUGUUGAUUAGUUAUUAUAAUAACAAUAAGCUAUGCAAUUUUGAGAACAAUGGUACACACAUUUUCAUGUGGUCAAGUGCAAUCAAAACAUGAAUCCAAAUGAUCAAUAUAAUGAUAGGCAGGUAAAAUAAUGUAUAUACCGGUAAUCAAUAAAAUGGCAGGUAGCAAAGAUAUCUUGUUGUCAUUAAACAAAUCUUUGCAGCCCUGGAACCCACCCCAAUUAUUACUCAGCAGUGACAGAAUCACAUGUGUGGUAUCUUCCCAUGCAUUGUUCAUGAAAUGAAAGUUUAGAUCUGCUCCCUGAAAGAUUUUCUAACUAUUUAAAAAAAAAUCACCCUGUGCAAUACUAAAAGCCUUAAUUAGAGCUCUAAAGGUGCACAUACUGUAGCUGCCCUUUGGGAAUCCAGAAACAGUCGAUUAUCUUAAGCAAUCAUUGAAAUUGGGAGCAUUGCUUUCCGUUAUCAGCUUAUUAACGACUACCUUUAUUUACCACUGCUCAAUUUGCAAUAGAUUCAGUGAUAGAAGGCAACAAACUCAUAUUUUGGGUUGAAUGGGGCAGGAAUUAAUUAGUCACUGGAAUUCCAAAACUCUCUCCUUGAUGCAGUGACUCUAAAAACGGAGAUCUGCCUGUAGCAAGAGUGUCACCCACCCCUCAUUGAACAGUCUCUUAGGAGACUUUAGCUUUUUGGGUUACCCAGCUAAUGCCACUCUUCAGUACUGUAGAUUUAGUAGAGUAUUAUAAAACAUAACAUUAGAAUGGAGCAUAUUUCAAUAAAGCACUGUAGCCAUAAUGAACUUGGAUUUACUGUAUGUCUUAAUACAGAACAGAUUCUGUUCUGAAUGUACUGUAAUUUUUGUAUAUUUGUAUGCACAUGUGGAAGAAGUCUCCAUAAGCAGCCAUGGGAUUAGGAAACGGGGAAUGAUAACUCCACUUAACAGGAAUGUUAAUAUUAAAGCGGAGCACCACCCUAAAGUGGAACUCACGUUGAUCGGAACCCUCCCCCCAUCCGGUGUCACAUUUGACACCUUUCAGGGGGG